CGACGCGAGGAUUUUUAAGAGUGUAUAGAAGAAAGAAUCAUAUUGGCGGGUAGUUUUUGCUUUGAGUUUGAUGUAAUCAAGCGGAGCCAUUGAAGCCAGAUCCAGAGGGUAAAUAGACAAAAUGGUUGUCGUUUUCGAGGUCUCGAUUGACCCUCGUUGCAUGAUUGACACGGUGAAACAGCGAGAAAAUUGCUUCGUUGACGCCUUCUUCCCCAUCUUCUGUCGGCGGCCCUUGCUAUCCGACUUAACCAAGCCAAAUUCGGUGACGAGCCUCGAUUUUUACACGCUGUACCGACAGCACCGGCCGUACUAUUUCGCGGAAGCGAAAGACCAGACGAAACCCGAAGCCGAACGAGAAAUCGCCGAACGGGUCUAUGUGGCGGGGGACCAUUUGGUCCCGUAUAUGAAGAAGGUUUUGGUGGAACGAGACGACGAACUCGAUCUGGGCUUGCUCUCCUGCCCGAACCAGGUUGCGGACUUCACGCCGGAGCUCGUGGUGCAUUGCUACCAAUGUGAAAAAGGAAAUCCCGACCCGCUCUUCCUCGAUUUUAACACGAGUGGAGAACAGAACGACGAAAUCACGCUGCCGCCCUUGCGAUGCUGGCGGUUGCCGCACGAGUUUUUCGAGGGCGUUUGGGAGUCCUUGCAGUUUGGAGACGAUAGUUUUGUCGCUGGUGCUACUCAGAAGUCGAGGUCUGAUGUUCUUGGGGGUCCGCAAGAACUACAGCGAGGGCCCCCAAGUCCACCGAGCAAUAAGCUCGACGCGUUGAAGCACGAGCUGCUGGAAGCGCUCUAUUGCGCGAUGUCUUUGUCCCAGAAGAAGAUCGACCCGAACUUGGUCCCGCAGAACAAAGUGUUUCUCUUCCACGGCCCACCGGGCACGGGCAAAACUUCCCUCUGUAAGGCGUUGGCGCAGAAGCUCGCAAUACGGAGCGAGAAGCUCGGGUUUAAAUCCGCGCAACUAAUCGAGGUGGACGCGCACUCUCUGAUGAGCAAGUGGUUUUCCGAAUCCGGAAAAAUUGUCACCCGGCUGUUCGAAGCCAUCGUGAAUUUCGCCGGACAGGAAAGCCAGAAAAAAACCGCAUUUUUCAUCCUACUAGACGAAGUGGAGUCCUUGUGUAUCAGUCGGACGAAAACUUUGGGGGCGUCGGAGCCGACCGACGGCAUGCGGGCCGUGAACGCGGUGCUGACGCAGCUCGACCGGGCGCGGCGGUUCCACAACAUUUUUGUUUUGGCGACGUCCAAUGUGAUAUGAGAUUGCACAACUCGUCCUCCUCCCCCUCAUUUGUAUGGUAUGAGCAGCAAUACAGACACAAGCUCAAAUGGAGCCUGCGCAUGACAAAUCUAAAACGGAUUGUAGUGCUGUUUGUGGUUCCAAAAUUUGUCAUGCGAACUGUACUUACAGAUUGAUACAGACAAGAUGUGGAUUUGGCUUUUUGCAUCACAAAUGAGGGGGAGGGGGAGUUGUGCACUCUUAUUUGUGAAGGAAGUUCUGGACCCGGCGUUUCUCGACCGGUGUGACUAUAUCAAAGAGAUCCCGCCCCCGAGUUUACGGGCGUGUUUGAAAAUUGUGAUAUGACAGUGCACAACUACCCCUCCCCUCAUUUGUCAUGCAAAAUACCCAAUCCACCCUUUGGCUCUUGGCACUGUUGGCAUGACAGCUUUCGGAUGCCAAAACAGCGCUACAAUCCUCUAGGAACUUGCCAUGCAGAAGCUGCAUCUUCGGCAGCGCUUGUGUUGCUGUUCAUGCAACUACACAAAUGAGGGGGAGGGGGGGUUGUUCACUCUCAUACGUGACCAACGGUGUGCAGGAAUUGAGGCAGAAAGGUGUGAUCAUCGACGCUGUGAAGCCGCGUCGAGGGCCGAACGGGGAAGAAGAUAGGACCACGCCGAAAGAGAAGCAGAAACAUGUUGGUAUAUUGAACCGAAACCUGCUGGAAUGAACAAUCAUUUAGAAGCUCCAUCACCUUUAGAGGAUGUUGGCACGUCGGCACUUGAUCUCUUGCAAAACGAGUUGCACAACGGGUAAAGCGUCGUGAGCUAAACAGAUUUAACUCGAUACUACUACAGGUAGGAAGCCACUCCCGGAGCUGAUAACAAGCCAGGUUUUGGCCGCGCUCCGCCCAUUUUUCGGCGCCGAUGUAGAAGUGCAAUACCUGUUACAAGAAGUACAAAAUGAAAGCACGACGAUAGCGCGAAAGACUUCUUCGAAAGCCCAAGAAAAAGAACUCGACAGCAGUGAAGCUGUAACCGGUUGUGCAUCUGCAAAAGGAGAUGUAGCAGCUGCAAUCGUGUCUCAUGGUUCGGGUCAAGAUAAAUCUGGGAUGACGAGCGAAAAGAAUACGACCGCUGCAGCCCCGACAACACGAACCACGACAACCGGAACUUCUGCUGAAGAACUACCCGAGGCGGCAGCAACAGGAUCUAGUUCUGGACCCAUUUUCGCGGGCGGUGGUCUUCUGUUUCAACGUCUAAGUGUAAGUGCUGUGCCGGCAGCGUCAACACCUCUUCUUCCGGCCCCGACCUCUUCUUCCACCUCUUCACCCUCAACCCCCUCGUCAACAGAAACUGAAACCAAACUCUCAGACCGUUGGGUACUUUCCCCGAAACAACUUCUCUUCUCCCCACGACCAAAUCAUGUUCUAGAAAAUUUGAAGGAUACGCCCGCAGCCAAGACCGUGAACAACUUGCUCUCACCGAUUUCCACGAAAUUAAAAUCGCACGUCGCCAACAUGCUGGACGCGCAGAAGAGAAAAAUGGUGGACUUUGUGGUAGCAAAGACUGGCGUUGACGCAGAGGAAUUGGGCUUGCUGUGGAAAGAACAGACAAGGGGUAAGAAGAACGAAGGGAAUGAACUUCUAGCCUCUUCUAGUUGUACUUCUUUCGCGAUGAAAAGCAGCGGAUUGGUGUCGUAUCAGCAACAGAAACAGCAUCUGCAAUCCGAGUCGCGUCGCUUAUCUACUUCCAGCGCGACGACUCCUAAUGUUCUUUGUGCCACCCGGUGCAAGGAGUUGUCCGCCCGGAGGCUGACGAAGUUGCUGAGCAAGGCGUACACGGAGGCAAAACCGAAAAUUGCCGAGGAUCGGAAAGUGGAGUUUGCAGUGUACAUAAAUUCGCUUGUGAAGGUGCUGCACCGGUUUUACGAGGAAAAAGUGCUCAAUGUUGCGGAGAUGGGCGGCGGCGGAGGGAAGUGAAAUACGUGUGCGUGGUCUGCGUCCUCGUUGUGUACUAGAAAAGCAAAAAAAAUCUAGUGAAAAAAUAUACGGACAUAACAUAGCAACACUAUGAUACAUUGAAAGAGUUUUUCCCUCAUGUACUUCUCGAAUGUUGGUGCAGCCCCAUACAUAAAGACGAUUUAGAAAAGAACAUGACUAUGACCGAAGAUCAUCUUCGAAGGCGUUUUUCUUUUUGGCUAUCCUCCCGGAAGCAGUGAAUUAAAUCAGAAAACCAAGAAUCCAUGUUAAGCGAGUGCCGGC
Messenger RNA from Amoebophrya sp. A120, 3476 nucleotides. NCBI's taxonomy places the organism in Eukaryota, Dinophyceae, Syndiniales, Amoebophryaceae. The record is from the annotation of a GenBank genome assembly.